CUUCGGAACUACAUCACGUAAACAAAACGUCGAGGGAGAAAUUCCUUAUCAUCCACCACGGAGAUCCCAAUUCUCCGUUCGUUUCGGGGAAAAUAGCUAAACCCCAGUUGACUUACUACCUUAAAGAAUAUCCCAAGGCAUCAGAGAAGAAGAAAGCACAGCGGGUUUGCCUCUCUUUCCCCCCCAAAAAAAGGAAUAAUAGGAAGAAGUCGCCACCAUGGGGAAGGGAUUCAAUAAUUACAUGUGUAAAAAGUUUUUCCAUCCAGCGUCCAGGGAUAAUUUGAAAAGGGUCUGGAUAGCAGAACAAAAAGCCGAUGCAGAACGGAAGAAGCAGGAGGAGCUGCGCGUUCAGUAUGAGAAAGAACAGGAACUUUACAACAACAAGGCCCUUUUGGCCAGGGGUGAGAACAAGGAGAAGCUCUCCCUCAACUUCAUGUACGAAGCGCCUGCGGGUGUGAAAAAGGAGAGGGAGAAAGAGGACGGAGAGCCAGAGUACAAGUUUGAAUGGCAGAGGAAGUUUAAUGCACCGCGUGAGAGCUAUUGCAAAGACGACGACACGAUCAGGGACCAGCCCUUUGGCAUUGCCGUGCGGAAUGUAAGGUGCAUCAAAUGCAAGGCGUGGGGCCACAUAAACACAGACAAGGAGUGCCCUCUGUAUGGCCGAGUCUUAGAGCCCACAGAGGGCAUGGGAAACAUUGACCACAAGGAACUGGCCGCUGGGAUGAGGGACGAUGGGCUCAGGCUGAAGAACGUGGCCACCAUGUCCAAUGGAAUUUACGGUUUGGCACAAAAUCCUUAUGCCGGAAACCAGAGAAUUCUCUCAAGUGAUGAAGAAAGCAUGGAUGAAUACUCACUCCUGAGGUCCCUAUCCACCAAAGAAAAGAAAAAGUUGCUGAAGAAGCUCGAAAAAUUGGAAAAGAAGAGCAAGAAGAAGAAGAAGAGCAAGAAGAAAAGCAAGGCCGAAUCUUCAUCAAGUGAGGAGUCAUCGAGCUCAGAGGAUGAAAGAGAGAAGAAGAAGAAAAAGAAGAAGAGAAAGGAGAAGAAGAAGAAGGAGAGUAAGAAGAAGAGGAAGAGCAAGAGCAGCUCCAGCAGUUCCGACUCAGAGGACUCGGAGGAGGAGAAGGAGAGGACGAAGAAAAAGAGAAGGCACUCGGAGGAGAAGGCCGACGCACAGGCCCUGCUCAAGGAGAUAACCAAAGGCUUGAAAGUAGACUUCAUUGGCCCCAACGACCCCUUUGACAUGUCUGAGAUCAAGGUGAAGAGAGAAAAGACCUCCGACGACGAAGAAAGAGAGGGGAAGGACAAGACCAAUGGACACCACCACCAAAGGGACAGGAGAAACGGAAGCACAUCCCACCACGAGGAGAAGGAAUUCCCAGGGGGAGGGAGAAGGGGGAGAGCCUGGGACUUCUGGGGUAAUGCAGAGGGGGCUGAGAGCAGAGGCAAAGGGGAGGAGAGGGAUGCCAAGGGGGAAAGGAGGGAAGAUAGCCCCGGGCCAAGCAAGGCGAAAGAGAGGAACCAAGAGGAACCGAGAGAGAGGAGCAAGGAGAGGAGAGACAAGGAGCGUGAUAGGAAUAGUAGGGAGAUAAGAGAGAGAAGCAGAGAGAGAAAGGAUAGGAGCAGAGAUAGAAGCAAAGAGAGAAGGGAUAGGAGCAGAGACAGAAACAGAGAAAGAAGAGAUCGAAGCCGAGACAGAAGCAGGGAGAGAAAAGAUCAAAGCCGAGACAGAAGCAGGGAAAGAAGGGGUAGAAGUAGAGACAAAAGGGAUCGGAGUAGAAAUAGGAGUCGAGAAAGGAGAGACAAGAGAUAGUGAUAGCGAUGCGAGAUGUGUGUAAGAGAGAGGGUAAAAGUGAAUACAGAGUGUAAUAUUGUGAUGAAUGGUGACUAGCACAUUCUCAUUUUACCUUAUUUUCCAAUGUGAAUAUUUUUGAGAACUGAUUUUCUUGGAUUUAUAUGUAUAAUUACUGUAUGUAUUGUCACAUAUGAAUAAUAUUAUUUGAAUAAACUUAUCCCUUUUCAGAAUCAAGAUAUGUUGUUCCUAGUUUUAAUUGUUUAAUGAUACAAUGUAUUGUAUUUAUUUUGUAAAGAGACAGUGUGCUUGACAAUAAAUUUUCAUCCAUAUUA
Molecule: messenger RNA, 2124 nt
Organism: Penaeus chinensis
Lineage: Eukaryota; Metazoa; Arthropoda; Malacostraca; Decapoda; Penaeidae
Product: corepressor interacting with RBPJ 1-like
Exons: 4
Coding region: 218-1810 (530 amino acids)
Biological process (GO): negative regulation of DNA-templated transcription
Cellular component (GO): nucleus
Molecular function (GO): transcription corepressor activity
Source: RefSeq, a predicted model, not a curated record